CAAUGCUGCUUCCAUGUUCGGGCCAACGAAGUCCUUCUCUUGCUUAAAUAAAUAUAUGGCGAUUCCCGAUCUUCGGAAAUGGUUUCGGGUUCAAUCACUGUAGGACCGAGCGUCAAUGUUGUUGAGGGAGGAAUGAUUGACCAGAUUUCAACUUCAACGCUUCCAACUUGUCGACCACAAGGCACAACAAGAUAAAACAUAAACUAUCGUCUACAGUCAAGAUGGCUUGGUCCGAUCCAGAUGGCUGGCUAACGAGGGCCUGGUCCCCGCAUGCUUCUACUAUAAUCAUUACCGCUCUCAUCGUCCUUUUUGUUCCCAUUAUCUUGCAUGUCUUGCUCUACCACUCCGCGCCUUCACACACGCUUCCAAGCUUUCUCCUCCUUGGGCCCAGUGGUUCCGGAAAGACAACGCUUCUUGCACAUUUUGAAACGAGCGCCUUCCGCCAAACCCAUACCUCCCAAAGCACAACCACAUCCAGGGUGUCUCUCCCAUCCUCCACCACCCCGAAAUCCGACCAAUACCGCUCCGUCCACGACCCCGCCCUCAAGUCUCCCAAGAACGUCUUCGUAACCGACACCCCUGGCCAUGCCAAACUCCGCCACGUUGCCCUGGAAUCCCUGAAACCCAUCCAACCCAACGCCAAAAAGGCAACCCCCAAGUUCGACGGCAUCGUCUUCGUGAUCGACUCCACGGCCGUCAACCCUGGGACCUCGGCCCUCGAACAAACCGCCGAGUAUCUCCAUGACGUGCUCCUCCUCCUCCAGAAACGCCACACCCGCGCGAAAACCUCCCGCCAUCCGCCCGCCACCCCGGUUUUGAUCGCCGCCAACAAAGCGGACCUCUUCACCGCGCUGCCAGCGGACAUGAUCCGGAAGGGGCUGGAGAGCGAAAUCGAGCGGAUACGACAGUCGAGGCGGAAGGGGGUGUUGACUGUGGGGUCGACGGAGGAGGAAAGGGAUGACGAGAGGGAGGAAGAGUGGUUGGGUGAGGGGGGUGAUGGGGCGUUUGAGUUCGAGAUGAUGAGGGAGAGCGAUGUGAAGGUUGAUGUCGUCGGAGGAAGCGCGUCUACUGGGGAUGUAACGGGAUGGUGGGAAUGGAUUGCAAAUCAGAUGUAAUAAGGGAUGGAAGCAAUAAAUCCGCAUAUCCAAGAAAACAGAUGUAUAUCCU
This is a messenger RNA of Eremomyces bilateralis CBS 781.70, 1167 nucleotides long. Its product is annotated as P-loop containing nucleoside triphosphate hydrolase protein. The record is from RefSeq and is a predicted model, not a curated record. Gene Ontology annotation, molecular function: GTP binding. NCBI's taxonomy places the organism in Eukaryota, Fungi, Ascomycota, Dothideomycetes, Eremomycetales, Eremomycetaceae. Bases 222 to 1115 code for a protein of 297 amino acids. The transcript has 3 exons. Gene Ontology annotation, cellular component: Golgi apparatus. Gene Ontology annotation, biological process: Golgi to plasma membrane protein transport; intracellular protein transport; protein localization to organelle.